Molecule: messenger RNA, 696 nt
Organism: Coniosporium apollinis CBS 100218
Lineage: Eukaryota; Fungi; Ascomycota; Dothideomycetes
Product: NADH-ubiquinone oxidoreductase 19.3 kDa subunit, mitochondrial
Exons: 3
Coding region: 1-696 (231 amino acids)
Biological process (GO): electron transport coupled proton transport; aerobic respiration; mitochondrial respiratory chain complex I assembly
Molecular function (GO): NADH dehydrogenase (ubiquinone) activity; 4 iron, 4 sulfur cluster binding; quinone binding
Source: RefSeq, a predicted model, not a curated record
AUGUUCUCGACAGCGCGCUCUGCAGGCCUCACGGCGCUGCGCGCCAAACCCACCACCGCCCUCCUCCCCUUCCGCGCCGGCUCCGCCGCCUGGAUCUCCAGCACAUCCUCCAACUCCGCGACACCGAUGCAGCGCCCCGGGCUCGUAGCCGGCAACCCCUCCGCCGUCCCCCCAAUGAAAGAGCUACCGACCAACGUGCCCCUUCCCAGCCAAGAAGGCAAGAAAGGCGCGAUGCAGUACGCGCUCACGACCCUUGACCAAGUCGCCAACUGGGCGCGGCAGGGCUCCCUGUGGCCCAUGACGUUCGGGCUCGCCUGCUGCGCCGUCGAGAUGAUGCACCUCUCCACGCCUCGCUACGACCAGGACCGACUGGGCAUAAUCUUCCGCGCGUCGCCGCGACAGAGCGACGUCAUGAUUGUGGCGGGGACGUUGACGAAUAAGAUGGCGCCCGCGCUGAGGCAGGUGUAUGAUCAGAUGCCGGAUCCGAGAUGGGUUAUCAGCAUGGGGAGCUGUGCGAAUGGCGGCGGGUAUUAUCACUAUAGCUACUCGGUUACGAGGGGCUGUGAUCGGAUUGUGCCGGUUGAUAUCUAUGUGCCGGGGUGUCCGCCUACGAGCGAGGCGCUGAUGUAUGGGAUCUUUCAGCUGCAGAAGAAGAUGAGGCACACCAAGAUCACGCGGAUGUGGUACCGGAAGUAG